CAAGACUCAAGAAAACGUUAAACGAAAACAAAGAAUGACGCUUUGAUCUCCAGACCUGGACAGUUCUGCUUAUAUCAAAGUGCGGGGAUUUGUUUCAUCUCAUGUGUUGGAUACAUGCGCUACUUGACGAGAAAAUUAAAAUGGCGAAAAAAGUAAAAUAAAAAAUCUUAAAGAACCGAAUAUGAGGACUAAUUCGAGAGAAAUAUAUUUUUCUACGGAGUCAAUGAGCGACUAAGUAGCUGUUAUAUGUGACAUUAAUUGGACUUCCAAUCGUUUUCUGUGUAUUUUAAGCGUUUUUUCUUUUCCGGAAAUUAGUUUUCGGAAGUGACUGUUGCCUUUAGUUACAGGGUGAGUCGGGUAAUAUCAUUAUCUUUCUAUGUUAAGGCAGUAUAGCAUACUUCAUUAUUAUUGGUUAGAUCGUGCUGUAAAAACAGGGUACGUGUCCAGUUUAGAGUAAAAAAACAUUAAAAUCGGAUAUGAACGGGCAUCAGUCCAGUCUAGCGGAUUGUCCGACUGGAAGUGUGUGCUCUAUUGAAGGUUUGCCACCGUUACCCAAAGGAUUGAGUGGCAUCUUAAACUCAAGCGGGGGUUCCUGGAGGGACAUUGAGAAAGUGUACAGCAAGAGGACGCGCAUUCAGGCGGACAUCAGUAAGUCCCGAGUGAGCGAUUCGUUCGGCCGCAGUAAACCCGCAAGCCUUGACGCAGCGCUGGCCAUGCUGCGCAAAGAGAUGGUGGGACUCAGACAGUUGGACAUGUCCUUGCUGUGCCAGUUGUGGUCUCUAUACGAGUCCAUACAGGAAUAUAAAGGAGCUUUCCAGGACAUAACCUCUUCUUUGUGUGAGAGCUCCUUCAACACUGAAAACGGCUUCUCUGAAGAUGAGGAGGAGGAAGAUGAAGGGGAGAGUGGGGAGACACUGUUAACCCUUCCUCAGCCCACUCAGAAUUCACGGGAUCAGUGGAUCAAAGACUCUUUUCACAUCCCAAUUUAAAUAUUCCAUGUCAUGUGUGCUCUCUAUUAUUAUCUUUAUCUAUAUAUGAUAUGACAGACAUAGCCCCAAUGUUUGAAGGGUCCUAUAAGCAUCUAAUUGAAAGAAGGCCUUCAUUACCUUAGGACACUAUUACGAUGGUGAUUGUAAGUUUGUUUCAAAGGAAGCUUGGAAAAUAGUUUUUUCACUGCCUGUUAAGUCAUAAUGACCAGAUGUGGUUUGACAGGAAGAGGAUGUUAUUGCCAGAAAUAGUGUUGUCUAGGGUGUGUUUUUUUUCUACACAUGAUAAAGGGUGUAUAUGAAGUUUCACUCAACUAUUGUGUGAAGAACAGUAUUAAAGACUUGCUUACAUACUAUUCUCUUAAGUCACAAUUUCACUAUUACGAAUGUAUCUAAUGUUUGCAUCAUCACUUGUCUAUUUUCUUUAUCACCACCUGCAUUUUUAGAUGCUGUUUAAAUUAUUAUUUUAUAACAACUCUGUCUUUAGUUUGUAAGUUGAACAUUGAAUGUAUUCUUCCUUUUUUUUAGAAAGUGAAAAAGUAAUAAAGCAUAGCUUACCAAAAUGUAUAGCUAAAUGUUUUGUUGUUUGAUAUUUUAUACACCAACAACUUGUUUAUUACAACAACAGGAGCAGUAAUUUAAAAAAAAAAAAAGAAGAAGCUGUCUAGUGCAGUGAACAGUACAUCAACCAUUAGGUGGCACUCAUUUUCUUCUAAAAGUUAGUGUAAAAGUGCUGUUUUGAGCUUGCUUCUAGAAUAUCAGUUUUAUGGGAAAGGACGUAUGUGGAAGUGUUUCCUGCAUUAACUUGGGACUUUUUAGAGCAAAAUAAAUUUGUCAGGUUAUUUUCUUAGU
Myxocyprinus asiaticus (Chinese sucker) is the source of this 1838-nucleotide messenger RNA. RefSeq names its product leucine repeat adapter protein 25-like. NCBI's taxonomy places the organism in Eukaryota, Metazoa, Chordata, Actinopteri, Cypriniformes, Catostomidae. The record is from RefSeq and is a predicted model, not a curated record. Bases 477 to 989 code for a protein of 170 amino acids. The transcript has 2 exons.